This is a messenger RNA of Nyctereutes procyonoides (raccoon dog), 4304 nucleotides long. RefSeq names its product zinc finger protein 582 (gene ZNF582). Lineage: Eukaryota; Metazoa; Chordata; Mammalia; Carnivora; Canidae. The transcript is spliced from 5 exons. Gene Ontology annotation, biological process: regulation of immune system process; negative regulation of transcription by RNA polymerase II; regulation of cytokine production. Gene Ontology annotation, molecular function: RNA polymerase II cis-regulatory region sequence-specific DNA binding; DNA-binding transcription factor activity, RNA polymerase II-specific. The record is from RefSeq and is a predicted model, not a curated record. The coding region runs from base 1015 to 2568 and encodes 517 amino acids.
UGAACUCACAAAGUGGUUAAAUGACAUCAGUCUUAAUACUUGGAUUUUUGUAUCCAGUUUGUUUUUUUUAAGCCCAAGUGCCAAUAGGUGGGAGGUUUGCCCUCUUUUUCAGAAUGUUCUCAUGUUCUAUAAAGAGAGCACUUGUAUCUUUUUUUGUCCGUAAAUGUUGCCCCACGUCAUUUUAUUUUAAAGAUUUUAUUUAUUUAUUCAUGAGAGACACAGAGAGGCAGAGACAUAGGCAGAGGGAGAAGCAGACUCCCCAUGGUGACCUUGAUGUGGGACUCAUGACCAGAGCUGAAAGCAGACGCUCAGCCACUAUGCCACCCAGUUGCUCCACCUGCACAUUAGCUUUCAUAGUUGGUUGGUGUUCUGUCAUAUGACUGGGCCAAAAAUGAUUCAACCACUUGCCUAUUUCUGGACUGUCACAUACUAAUUUUUGUUCUGUUUUUCAGUAAACUUUGUGUAUGCGGCUUUCCUCACUGUUAAAUCUGUCCAUGGGCAUAUUUAUGUGAUGAUAAUGGAGCCAACUAAUUUGCCUGUUGUAACCACAUCCCAUUUGUUGACUCAAAGCAGAGUCCACAAAGUGGUGUCCGCCAGGCUUUAGGUAGGGCUGUAAGUUUCUCGGUGAAUUUGGAAGUUGAGUAAAGAGCCGGGGAGACCUCUGAAGGUGUUUCAUUGUGGACAUGAAAGAGUUAAAUGGUCUGUUUCUGGGAAGGUUUCAUUGCGGGAUGGGUUGAUGCUGAUCAAGCAGGCUGUGCUCCCUGGCCUGGGACACCACGUGGUCUUAGUCACUGAACCAGGACUGAGCAUCUCCAUCACAGAUUUGCAUCAGUAACAAGGUGGGAUUCUCUGGAUUUUUAGGGGAAGUGAGAGAGAAAGGGCCACUGGUUCCCUGUCUCAUUGCAGCAGCUAAAGCCGUGUUUCCUGGACUUGGCUUUGUCAUCUCAGGACUCGGCCCUCCCUCAAGAGAGGAACCAGGAGGAAGACCCAUCAGCCCAUGAAGUUCUAAAAGUCAUGUCCCUUGAGUCAGACUUGUUCAGGGAUGUGGCUAUAGUCUUCUCCCAAGAAGAAUGGGAACAGCUGGUACCCACUCAGAGAGAUUUGUACAGAGACGUGAUGUUGGAGACCUACAGUAACCUAGUCUCACUGGGUCUUGCCAUCUCCAAACCUGAUGUGAUCUCCUUCCUGGAGCAAGGCAAAGAGCCCUGGAUGGUGGAGAAAGCAGCUACAGGAGGCCUGUGCCCAGUAUUGGAGUCCAGGCGUGAUACCAAAGUGUCAUCUCCAGAGCAGCACCUUUAUGAAAUACAAUCACCACAGUGGGAGAUAAUGGAAAGCCUUACAAGUUAUGGUCUUGAGUGCUCCAGGUUCCAAGAUGAUUGGGAAUGCAUAAGCCAGUUUGACAGACAACAGGGAAAAUCAGAUGGACAUUUGAGUCCAAUGAUAAUCAAUCCUGAAGAAAUGUCCACUUUCAACCAACAAGCAUCAUUUCCUUUUUACCAGAAAAUUCAUACUGGAGAAAAACUCUAUGGAUAUAAUGAAUAUAGAAAAGACUUCUGGCAGGAGGACUUCCUUAUUAGUCAUCAAGGAAUUCAUACUAAUGAGAAACCCUAUAAAUGUAAGGAAUGUGGCAAGGCCUUUAAAUAUGGCUCACGACUCAUUCAACAUGAGAAUAUUCAUUCUGGCAAGAAACCCUAUGAAUGUAAUGAAUGUGGAAAGGCCUUCAAUUCUGGUUCAAAUUUCAUACAACAUCAGAGAGUUCAUACUGGUGAAAAACCUUAUGAAUGUAAGGAUUGUGCAAAGGCUUUUAGUCGAAGCUCCCAGUUGAUUGAACAUCAACGAAUUCAUACUGGUGAGAAACCCUAUCAAUGUAAGGAAUGUGGCAAAGCCUUCAAUAGGAUCUCACAUCUUAAAGUACAUUAUAGAAUUCAUACUGGUGAAAAACCCUACGCAUGCAAGGAAUGUGGGAAGACCUUUGGUCAUCGGUCUCAGUUGAUUCAACAUCAGACUAUUCAUACAGGCAAGAAACUCUAUGAAUGUAAGGAAUGUGGGAAGGCCUUUAAUCAGGGCUCAACUCUCAUUAGACAUCAGAGAAUCCAUACCGGUGAGAAACCCUAUGAAUGUAAGGCAUGUGGGAAGGCCUUUAGGGUAAGCUCACAACUUAAGCAACAUCAGAGAAUUCACACUGGAGAGAAACCCUACCAAUGUAGGGUAUGCAGUAGGGCUUUCAAACGGGUCUCACACCUUACUGUACAUUAUAGAAUUCAUACAGGUGAGAAACCAUAUGAAUGUAAGGAAUGUGGGAAGGCCUUUGGUCAUUGCUCACAGCUGAUUCAACAUCAGGUAAUUCAUACUGAGGAAAAGCCCUGUGGCUAUAAGGAACGUGGGAGGACUUUACAUCAUGAUUCAACUACUUUUCAGCAUCAGAGAAUGCAUAAUAGGGAAACACAAAUGAAUAUCAUAAAUGUAGAAAAGCCUUCCAUCAGCACUUAUCCUUUAUUAAUCAUUAGAGAAUUGAUGUUAGCAAGCAAACAUAUGAGUGGAAGUAAUGGGGAGAGCCCAUUAGCUUAGGCUAGUCACAACUUCUUAUGCUUUGGGGAAAGACUUGAAGAAUGUAAUGCAAAUGGAAAUGCCUUCAUUCAAGCUAUCCUUUAUCUUGAGUUCUAAGAUUCAUAAUGAAACAUUUUAUGAAUAUAAAUUGUUGAGACCAUGAUUAUGAAAGAAGCAAGGAAAAGUUGGAAAAAAUUUUGUCUCUAACACAAUAUGGGAUCACAUUUUCUAACCAUGCUGUAAUAAUUUUAGCAACAGCCAAAAGCUUUAAUUUUCUUAGCAAUUAAAAAGGAAAAAAAAAAAAACCCAACCAAAUUACUCUGGGCUCAACUUCUUUUUUUCUUUUUUCUUUUCUUUUUUUUUUUUUUUUUAAGUAGGCACCAUGCCCAAUGUGGGCCUCAAACUCAUGACCCUGAGAGCAAGAGUCAAGUGCUCUACUGACUUAAGCCAGCCAGGCACUCCAUUACUCUUGGGCUAAUAAGGAAAUAAAUCAUGCAAAUUUUCAUGCUUGAUUUAUGAAUGAAGUAAAAAGAAUAACAAUCGAGAGAUUUACAUUCCAGGAGUUGUAGGAUGUGGGCUAAAGUUACUGAGAAGAAUUUUAGCUUUUAAAUGCAUGCAAAGCAUGAAAACCUGAAAGAUUAUUCUGGAGUAUAUUAAAUGUACUAUUCAAGAAGCCAGAAAAGACAAUACCAAACAUCAAGGUGAUGAAAGACAAAUUGGUACAAAAUAAAAAUAAAAAAUAAUGAAAUUAGAAAGUGGUUAUUCAUAUAAUCUCAGUUUUUAUUUCUUUCUGAUCCCAAAAUAAAAUUUAAGAUAGUAUUACUCAAUUUCCAUCUUGUUUUAGGUUAUCUUUCAUAAAUUUUGUCACAAAAAGGAGUUGGUUGCUUACAUAGCCAUGCCCAGUUCCCUUUUCUACUAGCAGUAUCUAUGUCUUGCCUUAGUCUCUGAAGAUACCAUAUGCUAACUUUUCAGCCUCUUCCACAGCUCAGGAUGGCUUAUAUGUACCAGGGUAAGGCCGGUAUAUUCCAGGGAUCUGUAGAGGCUUCUGAGAAAGAUUUCUCUCAUUUAGAAGAAACAUCUAUUAGGAAGAUUUCUUUCCUUUCCUCUGCUUUUAAACAUUCUCCUAUGAGAACAUAAUGCCUGGAGCUGUUGCAGCCAUGUUGGAACCAAAAGGAGAAAACCAAGGACCUCAGAGAAGCUGACCCAGAGCUACAAGGCCAAUUCUGGAGCUCUCUGAAGCCUUGUGUAGGAAAAAAUAAACUUCUAUUGCUGAAAUUACUUUUAGUUGGAUAUUUUGUAAACUUGGAUCCAAAACCAUCCUAAUUAUGUAACACCAAAUUUUAUUUUACAACUAAGAUUGGUAAAUAUGGCCUGAAAAUAUCUACUUUUUUGAAUUCAGCAUUUCUCUUGGUGGUUAAAUACAGGAUUGAUUUUUGUAUCUAUUCUGUAAUGUUGAAAAAUAUAUAUUCUACUUUUCUUGGUUACAAGAUUCUGUUUAAGCUGGUGGAUUAUAAUGAUAAAAUUCUCCAGGUUUAUAUAAUUUGGUACACUGGAUCGGAAUUUCCUAAGAUGAUUUUUUUAAGCCAAAAUCUUGAAUUUUUAGAUUUUUAAUUUAUGUUGCUUGAUUUACAAAGACCUACAACUUAACUCCUAUUGAUGAAUCAUACUUUUUAUCAUUCUGUAGUUAUCCUACUCUGCCAAGUGUAGGAGUUGAGAAACCAAAUCUGGCCUGCUGCUUGUUUUAUAAAUAAAGCUUU